Arabidopsis lyrata subsp. lyrata is the source of this 2396-nucleotide messenger RNA. Its product is annotated as L-type lectin-domain containing receptor kinase VI.2. Gene Ontology annotation, molecular function: carbohydrate binding; ATP binding; protein kinase activity. Gene Ontology annotation, biological process: protein phosphorylation. Gene Ontology annotation, cellular component: plasma membrane. The transcript has a single exon. NCBI's taxonomy places the organism in Eukaryota, Viridiplantae, Streptophyta, Magnoliopsida, Brassicales, Brassicaceae. The record is from RefSeq and is a predicted model, not a curated record. Bases 222 to 2291 code for a protein of 689 amino acids.
UUUUAUUUAACUUUUUUAACAAAAACAUUGGGUGCCAUAUAUUUUCAAUGUACGGUAACGUGAACAUUGAGCGGAAAGUACCAAGUUCCUUCCUCUUUUUUGGUUUUGGUAUAAUUUUCAUCUUCUUUGACUCUAAGAAAAACCAAACUCUCAUGUCCAUAAAAGAAAAUCUCUAAACAAGAACUCUUCAAAGUAUAUCUCCUUUUUUUAUUUCGCUCACUAUGGGCACUGCAAGAUCCAUUGUCUUAGUCUCACUCUUAUUCAAGCUUUUCCUGUUUUUGAGCGUCCAUGUUGGGGCUCAGAGAACAACAACAGAUUUUACUUUCCGAGGUUUUCUUGGAAACCAAUCAAAGAUUCGGAUUGAAGGAGCCGCGAUGAUCAAACCCGACGGACUAUUGAGGCUCACUGAUCGGAAGUCAAACGUUACCGGUACGGCUUUCUACCACAAACCGGUGAGAUUGCUGGAGACUAGUAGAAAUUCCACAAACGUCAGAGUUCGUUCCUUUAGCACUUCUUUCGUCUUUGUCAUAAUCCCUUCAAGCUCAAGCAAUAAAGGUUUUGGAUUCACAUUCACACUAUCUCCAACCCCUUAUCGUCUCAAUGCUGGAUCCGCACAGUACUUGGGAGUUUUCAACAAAGAGAACAAUGGGGAUCCUAGGAAUCACGUUUUCGCAGUGGAAUUUGACACGGUGCAAGGAUCCAGAGACGACAACACCGACAGAAUAGGAAACGACAUCGGUCUGAAUUACAACAGUCGUACUUCGGAUCUCCAAGAACCAGUCGUGUAUUACAACAAUGAUGAUCCUAACAAAAAAGAAGAUUUCCAGCUUGAGAGUGGCAAUCCGAUUCAAGCACUUUUGGAGUAUGAUGGACCAACACAAAUGCUAAACGUCACCGUUUAUCCGGCGAGAUUGGGGUUUAAACCCACAAAGCCUUUGAUCUCUCAACAUGUUCCAAAACUGUUAGAGAUUGUGCAACAAGAAAUGUACGUCGGAUUCACCGCGUCGACGGGGAAAGGUCAGUCGAGUGCUCAUUACGUAAUGGGUUGGAGUUUCUCAAGCGGCGGAGAACGUCCAAUUGCAGACGAACUCGAUCUCUCGGAGCUUCCUCCUCCGCCGCCGAAUAAGGCGAAGAAAGAAGGUUUAAAUUCUCAAGUCAUUGUUAUGAUCGUGUCUUUAUCGGCCGUAAUGCUGGUCAUGCUUGUGUUGCUCUUCUUCUUCGUCAUGUACAAAAAGAGAUUGGGACAAGAAGAGACUCUUGAAGACUGGGAAAUCGAUCAUCCUCGCAGAUUGAGAUACAGAGAUCUCUACGUAGCCACGGAUGGAUUCAAGAAGACGGGGAUCAUCGGAACCGGAGGAUUUGGAACCGUUUUCAAAGGAAAACUCCCAAAUUCGGAUCCAAUCGCUGUGAAGAAGAUAAUUCCCAGUAGCAGGCAAGGUGUUCGAGAAUUUGUCGCAGAGAUCGAGAGUUUGGGGAAAUUAAGGCAUAAGAAUCUGGUCAACCUCCAAGGAUGGUGCAAACACAAAAACGAUCUCUUGUUGAUUUACGAUUACAUCCCCAACGGAAGCUUAGACUCUCUGCUCUACACUGUACCGAGAAGAAGCGGCGCCGUGUUGUCGUGGAACGCGCGUUUCCAGAUCGCUAAAGGAAUCGCGUCUGGUUUGUUGUAUCUUCACGAAGAAUGGGAAAAGAUUGUGAUUCACAGAGACGUGAAACCUAGCAACGUUUUGAUUGAUUCAAAGAUGAACCCUAGAUUGGGAGAUUUUGGACUCGCGAGGCUUUACGAACGCGGAACGCUAUCGCAGACAACAGCACUCGUUGGAACCAUUGGGUACAUGGCGCCAGAGCUCUCCCGCAACGGUAACCCCUCAUCUGCGUCUGAUGUUUUCGCGUUUGGCGUUUUGCUGUUAGAAAUCGUCUCCGGGAGAAAACCGACGGAUUCCUGUAGCUUCUUCUUAGUCGAUUGGGUCAUGGAGCUACAAGCGAGCGGUGAGAUCCUCAGCGCGAUCGAUCCGAGAAUCGGAUCUGGUUACGACGAAGGAGAGGCAAGGCUUGCUCUCGCCGUCGGUUUGCUCUGUUGCCACCAAAAACCGACGUCUCGGCCGCCGAUGAGAAUGGUGCUCAGGUACCUGAACAGAGAUGAGAAUGUUCCUGAUAUUGACGAUGAGUGGGGAUAUUCAAAGUCUUCAAAAAGCGAAUUCGGAUCCAAUUUUGUAGGAUAUGAUUCGUUGAGCGCAAUCGCUUCUUCGUUCGUCAACAGAGUUUCUUCGACUUCUCGUAUCAGUCAGUAGUGGAUAAUGCAUGUUCACUUUCUUUUUUGUUAAUUAAUUUUCUUUUUCCAUUGUAAGCAAUAUAAUAUUCUGAUAAUCAAAAUUUUUAGAUGAGGGAUUAUCAUU